AACCUGGUUGAUUCUUUGGAAAUAUUUGUUGACAUAUUAUUUUGGGUUCGUAUUUCCAAGAAGUUAGCUUCUUCAGCCCCGAAAUCUUAUCCUUGGAACAGAGUUGGGUCCAAACUAUACUAGAUGUGGUACGAGCUUCAAAUUUGAGCACACAGAGCUACGAGCCUACGGCAUUAUAUGAAUAGCAGAAUCAACGGAUCGAUGAAUUUCCCAGCAAGUUGAUGAGCGGUCUCGAUGCUUCGAAUGCCAUCAAGUUUAAAAUCCGAAGGCUAAUUUCGUAAUUACGACCAGAAAAUUUCAAAUUCCGCGUCUAUAUAUAUCCGCGCACCGUUUACCCUUUCCCCGCCUCGCGGAAUCCAAAUCUCCGCUUCUCGACCCUUCUCUCUCCCGGUCCCCUGCGAUCGCUCUAGGGAUCCCCGAAGUUUCUCUCUCUCUCUCUCUCUCUCUCUCUCUCUCCCUGAAACCUCGAGGCGUUCUACGGAGAUCCCGAUCCCUUUCUCCGGAUCUGAUGAAGCUAAGGAUCAACAAGGCGUGCGAUCUCAGCUCCAUCUCCGUCCUUCCUCCGAGGAGGACAGGUGGUUCGGGAGCCGAUGCAGCGAGCUUGGGGAGGAGCCAGGCGUCGCAGCCCCGAUCGCAGUCGCAGCAGUCGUUCUCGCAAGGGGCUUCGCUGUCGCAGCUCUCUCAGACUUCACUCGAGGAGAAUCUGAUGAGCGAUCAGAGAUUUUUCUCGCACGAUAAUUCUUCAAAGAGGAGUUCAUUGGCCCCUGGUACGUCAACACGAGAAGAAUCUCAACUGCAGUUGUCAAGAGCAUCCAACAGUGUUUUGCACCGAUGGAAUCCAACCACAGUUUCAGAUAGUCGAUAUCAGGUUAGCGAAGAACUUGAGCACAGAUUUCGACUGAUGGAAAGCUCAAUAAAUAGGAUGUGCAUGAUACUAGACUCAGUUCAGAAUGAUGUCAUGCAACUAAACAGAGCCAUGAAGGAAGUAUCACUAGAAACGGAAGGGAUACGGCAAAAGAUGCUUCUCUUGGACAAUUCAAUGCAGCAAAUUCUCAAGGGAGAAGAUGAUAUCAAAUCUUUCCUCGAAGGAAGACUAAAAAGCCUGCCUGAUCAAUUGAUGAAAAACUCUAAUUUGAACAAACUGAAUGAGAUAUACUCAACAGUUUCAGCCUUGCCGGAGCAGUUCGAAGCUCGUUUAUUGAAACUACAGAAUGACAUAUGCAGGGUCUUCACCAGGGAGAUGGAGGUAAUGGCAGGUGCUGUCAAAUCUUUCAACAAUAAGCAUGCAGUUUUGAUCCGGUCACCUGCGAAUAAUAUUUCUACCAGCACUAAACAAGUUCUGAAGAGCCAGAUACCAGUAACAAAAGUUGCGGCGACACAUUUGAUUACCAACAAACGAAGUAUUCCAUUUCCAAUCGUAGAGGAAGAGACGAAAAUACUUGAACCAAAAUUCGCUGGUUCUAGUCAUAUGGCAGCUCUCAACAGGGAGGGAAGACCUUUCAGGACAAAGGAGCAAGAUAACAGAGUAAUCAUUGACUCAGAUGACGACAGCAAUGGAAGUUCUUCCUGCCUAAUUGUUAAAAAGGAAAAAGCUCAGAUGGAGACCUGCUGGAUGAAGGAAGCUAGCGAAGAGAGUUUACGAAUUCUAAGAAAGGCAAGAAAGAGAAAGAGACGACAAAUGAAUUCAUUUAAUCUGUCUAAGGAUCAGUUUGGAAUUUGGGCCCACCAAUUGCAGAGCCUCGGCCCAUUUAGUUGCCGUUUCGAAUUUGGCCCACACCAGCUUCAGAGUCGCUGUAUUCGGCCCCUCCUCAGCGCGGCAACAACCAAUCCAUUCCACCAACCGCAAUUCCCUCCACGUACAAAGGUACGCAACUCCUAUAAUUGUUCUUUUUCUUCGCAAGAUCUACGCAGUUCUUAGUUUACUAAUUACAUUAUUGCUGUGCUUUUCUAGUUACAUGGUGCUUCUUUGUAAUGUAUUGCGCACUUCUCAUUUCUCUCAUGCCUAGCAAGAAAAAAAAUGCUGAUCAAGUGCACUCGUUUUAAUAUUUUAGAGAAACUUUGAAACUUUUCGUCUCUAAAAUUCAAAAUAGAGAUGUUGACCGCCACUAGAAACCGUCGCGCAUACACUUCUCCAAAUGUGGUUCUCCAAC
Messenger RNA from Ananas comosus (pineapple), 2150 nucleotides. Its product is annotated as protein PAIR1. Gene Ontology annotation, biological process: embryo sac development; meiotic DNA double-strand break formation; microsporogenesis. NCBI's taxonomy places the organism in Eukaryota, Viridiplantae, Streptophyta, Magnoliopsida, Poales, Bromeliaceae. Gene Ontology annotation, cellular component: nucleus. The record is from RefSeq and is a predicted model, not a curated record. The transcript has 13 exons. Bases 509 to 1918 code for a protein of 469 amino acids.